Molecule: messenger RNA, 2068 nt
Organism: Cannabis sativa
Lineage: Eukaryota; Viridiplantae; Streptophyta; Magnoliopsida; Rosales; Cannabaceae
Product: aluminum-activated malate transporter 8
Exons: 6
Coding region: 389-1867 (492 amino acids)
Biological process (GO): malate transport
Cellular component (GO): plant-type vacuole membrane
Source: RefSeq, a predicted model, not a curated record
ACUCAUUGCUUUACCAUUAAUUAGUGGGUUUCAACUAAACAUAAAAUAUUUUUUUAAAGCUUUUUACAGUAAUUAAAUAUUCUUCUCUCAGAUCCAAGUAAAAGGCCUAGUCAUCAGUCACACUUUUUUUAUAUUAAAAAAUAUAAAACUACUCUCAUUAGAAGAAUUUUUGUCCUAUUGUCCUACAAGAGACACCAAUUCAUGCAACCAAUAAAAUAUUAUUCCAAAGUCUUGCUCACACAGCUCUAUAAAUAGUUGAAGCCAUUUGAGCCACAAGAAGCACAUUAAGGGCAUUCUUCUUUCCCUUAACACAUCUUUCUCCAAAUUACUUCAAACCAAAGGAAGUGAUCAUUAUAAUCUGAAGAAAGUACUCAUUUGAGCUAUAGCCAUGGAGGUUGUUGAGUCAGUAGUUCCUCAACAAAAGUCUGGAUUUUUUGCCAGGCUUAAGGCCUUGCCUUGUAAGGUCAAGCACAAUAUUAUCAUGGUUGGAAAGAAUAUAAAAAAGCUUGGAAAAGAUGACCCAAGAAGAGUUAUUCACUCACUGAAAGUGGGAUUAGCUCUCACAUUAGUGUCCUUGUUUUACUAUUUGAAACCUCUUUAUGAUGGUUUUGGUAUGUCAGGAAUAUGGGCUGUUCUAACUGUGGUUGUAGUCUUUGAGUUCAGUGUAGGUGCAACCCUUGGAAAAGGUAUAAAUAGAGCUUGUGCAACAUUAACAGCUGGUGCUCUAGGUGUUGGGGCUCUACACUUAUCAAGUCUUUUUCCAAAGGAAGAGCAGCCCAUUAUUCUUGGGUCCCUUGUCUUUGUACUAGCUGCAGCAACCACAUUCACACGAUUUUUCCCCAAGAUCAAAGCAAGAUAUGAUUAUGGACUCAUCAUAUUCAUCUUGACAUUCAGUAUGAUUUCCAUCUCUGGAUAUCGAGUUGACAAGCUACUUCAGAUGGCACAUCAAAGACUUUCCACAAUCUUAAUCGGUGGAGCGACCUGUAUUAUCGUCUCCAUAUGUGUUUGUCCAGUUUGGGCUGGUCAAGAUCUUCAUAACUUGAUUGCCUCUAACAUUGACAAGCUUGCAAACUAUUUAGAAGGUUUUGGAGAUACAUAUUUUCAAACUGCCCCAGAAGACAAAGAUUGUGUCAACGACAUCAAAAACGACAAGUCAUUUCUCCAAGGAUAUAAAAGUGUCCUCAAUUCAAAAGCCAAUGAAGAAUCUCUGGCAAAUUUUGCUAGGUGGGAACCAGGACAUGGUCGUUUUCUGUUUCGUCAUCCAUGGAAACAAUAUUUGAAGAUUGCAGCUCUUGCUCGCCAAUGUGCUUAUCUGAUUGAAGCUCUCAAUAGCCAAUGUUCUUCUGAUAUACAGGCACCACCAGAUUUCACAAGUCUAAUUCAAGAAUCAUGCAUUAAAAUGAGCUCAGAAACAGGAAAGACCUUGAAAUCAUUAGCAACAUCAAUCAAAGCAAUGAAACAUCCAAACUCUGCCACUGAACAUGUGGAGAACUCCAAAACUGCUGCUAAGGACUUGAAGAGUGCACUUGAGGCUGCUGCAAUAGAGGACUUAGACCUAUUGGCUAUCAUAUCAGCUGCAACAGUUGCUUCUACAUUGGUUGAAAUUGUUGAGUGUGUUGAGAAAAUCUCAGACUCAGUCCAUGAGCUCUCCCAAAUGGCUCAUUUCAAGAAAGUUGAGGCCACUGUCUCGCCGGAAAAGGCGCCACAGAUGUUGCUUCACCGGGGAACUGUGAAGCCGGUAUUGUUGGAUGGUGACACUGAUGAUGACCAUGUUGUCAUCACAGUUCAUGAUGAUAUAGCUUCUGAUUCACCAGACAAACAGAAUGUUAAGACCCCAAAGACAAGAGUGGCACCAGCAUCAUUGUAAAUAUUUGUUAUACUAACAAUAUAGACUAGUAAAAAGAAAAUGUACUCAACUCGAGUAAGAAAAACCAAAAAAGCUCAAAUCCCAGAUGAGAUUUUUGGGGUUUAAUGAAGGGAAUUAUUUUAUUUUAUUUUUUUACAAAAUCAUUCCCUUUGUUUUUUUAAUUAUUUUAAUUUGUAUCAAAUAUUUCUGUUGUGAAAGAAA